CGAGGCCAAUAAAACUGUGUGGAUUUCGUAGUCAUUUAAUGUGGUUCUUCAGCUUGAAAAGUGUGCGCUAUGCACAAAUCUCUCUCGUUGUUCUGGGCGAUCUGCUGUCUUUGGCCAGUAUAUAUCCCUCUCACUCGCUGCAUAUAUGGCAUCCUUUUCUAACUUGGAGACGCUAAGCGGGGGCAGCACUUGGAUAAUUGAAAGGUUGGUUGCCUCCACUAGUUCUUGUCAGUUAUCGAGUCUCUUUUUAACCUGGAGAGGCUAAACAAGAUGGAAAAUAACUUAAAACAAUUGGGAGCAGAAAGACUAAAUACAAAUUUCAAAAUCAUAUAUA
This is a messenger RNA of Drosophila grimshawi, 334 nucleotides long. RefSeq lists its product as uncharacterized. The transcript has 2 exons. Lineage: Eukaryota; Metazoa; Arthropoda; Insecta; Diptera; Drosophilidae. Bases 39 to 176 code for a protein of 45 amino acids. The record is from RefSeq and is a predicted model, not a curated record.